Messenger RNA from Monoraphidium neglectum, 1275 nucleotides. Its product is annotated as putative E3 ubiquitin-protein ligase HERC2. The transcript is spliced from 7 exons. NCBI's taxonomy places the organism in Eukaryota, Viridiplantae, Chlorophyta, Chlorophyceae, Sphaeropleales, Selenastraceae. The coding region runs from base 1 to 1275 and encodes 424 amino acids. The record is from RefSeq and is a predicted model, not a curated record.
AUGGCGGCCGCGGUGCUGCAGGCGCCGCUGCUGCUGCCGCCGCUGCCGGCGUCAAAAAGCUCCAGCGGGCUGCUGGCGGGCGCGGCGGCCGGCGCGGCGUCGGUGUCUGCGGUCGUGCCGGGCAGGGUGUCUGGGGUCCUGGGCUUCCCCGCGCGGCGCGAGAUCGGGGACUGCUACAUCUGGGGCGGCUGGAGCGGCGAGGACGGGCGGCUGUCCGGCGGCAGCGCGCGCCCCGUGCUGCUGCACCACACGCACACGCUGGACGUCAUACAGGUGGCAGCCAGCGGCGCGCCCGGCGCGCAGCACGCGGCGCUGCUGACACGCGGCGGGGAGGUGUACACCUGGGGCAGUGGCGCCGGCGGGAAGCUGGGGCACGGCACCAGCAGCAGCGUCGCCGCGCCGCAGCAGGUCGUCCGGCUGUUUGGCAAGGGCGCGGUCGCGGUCGCGUGCGGCCACACCUACACGGCCGCGGUGCUGCGCGACGGGGGGCUGUACACCUGGGGCACGGGCCUGGGCGGCCAGCUCGGCCUGGGGGAGCAGUCGGGACCCACUCAGCUCUGGCCGGCGCGCGUGCACCUCAGCCGGCCCCCCUGCCCCCAAGAGCGCGUCGAGUCCGUGGCGUGCGGCCCCUACCACCUGGCAGCAAUCAGCAGCGCGGGCGUGCUGUACACCUGGGGGGAUGGCCUGUUUGGCAAGCUCGGCCACGGCAGCCACGACAGCUGCGCUGCGCCGCGCGCGGUGGACGCGCUGCGGGGCAGCCGAGUCGUUGGCGUGUCCUGCGGCUGGUGGCACACCGCCGCGGUGGCCGUCCCGCGCGGCGGCGGCGGCGUGGCCGUGCGGCAGCGGCGCCGGACGGCCGGCGGCAGCAGGGCCGGGGCCGGCAGCAGCGGGAGCGACGCGGACGCGUCCGACAGCAGCGCCGCCGGCGACGGCGGUCCGCGGGGCGGCGGCGGCGGCGACUGGGGUGGCGGCGGCGGCGGCUGCGUGGGCGGCGCCCUGUUCACCUGGGGCGGCGACUUCACCUGGCAGCUGCGCGGCAAGCGCGACCACCACCACGGCUGCCUCGGCCAUGGCGACCUGGCGGGGCGGCUGGUGCCGACGCAGGUCCUAGGGGAGGAUGACGUGAGGCAGGUGGUGUGCGGCCGCAACUUCACGGUGGCCCUCAACGGCAUUGGCCAGGUCCUGCAGAUGGGCUCCACGGGCGCAGUGCGCGCGGGGCCGCUGCCGCGGAGGAGCGGAGGGAACCGUGGACGGCCUCCAAAUAUCGCCUCGUGA